Molecule: messenger RNA, 6361 nt
Organism: Oncorhynchus masou masou (cherry salmon)
Lineage: Eukaryota; Metazoa; Chordata; Actinopteri; Salmoniformes; Salmonidae
Gene: jag1b
Product: jagged canonical Notch ligand 1b
Exons: 26
Coding region: 241-4116 (1291 amino acids)
Biological process (GO): cell communication; heterophilic cell-cell adhesion; multicellular organism development
Cellular component (GO): plasma membrane; protein-containing complex
Molecular function (GO): calcium ion binding; Notch binding
Source: RefSeq, a predicted model, not a curated record
GUCCUAACAAACAUUACGUUCAGUCCUGGACAGAUACUGCAACAACCCACAUCACUGGCGUGUAGCUACACACUUUUCGCUGCGAAGAAGUAAGUGGAUAAAAAACGGAAUACAACGAUACGAACUACCGAACUAGGAGAAGUUGAGCCGAAGGACAUAGGAAGGACGCAAAAGGAAGCAUUUCCCUCUGUGUUGCAAAGCUGUGGCUUGUUGGACAAAGUCUUGUUCUCGACUCUGUGCAUGUUGAAAUCGGAGGAGUGCAUUGGUACGGUGACUCGGUCAGACACCGUCCAGUUUCCAAGCAGAGCGGCCGGAGCGGAAGGCAACACCGGAGGCAUGAUUUUGAGAAGGGGCUCCGUUGUUGGCGUUGCUGAUUUUUGCUUACAUGCCUUAUUGUUGUGCUUUUGUGCAAAGGUGGCCGAGGGAACCGGUCAGUUCGAGUUGGAGAUCUUAUCGAUGAACAACCGGAACGGCGAGCUUCUUAGCGGGCUGUGUUGUGACGGCUCGCGGAUCACCGGGGAUCGGAAAUGCAGGAUGGAUGAGUGUGAUACGUUUUUUAAAGUGUGUUUGAAGGAAUACCAGUCGCGGGUUUCGGCUGCGGGACCUUGCAGCUUCGGGUCCGGUUCUACCCCUGUCCUUGGAGGGAAUACAUUUUCUUUGAAGAAUUCGGCGAAGAACGAAAGAUCCAAGAUUGUUUUGCAGUUCAGUUUCGCCUGGCCGAGGUCCUACACGUUGAUAGUGGAAGCCUUGGACGCUAACAAUGACACCAGCGGUGAGUGGCUCUCUGUGUGUGGUGAUGGUCAGGUGAUUGAGAAGGCGUCCCACAGUGGGAUGAUCAACCCCAGUCAUCAGUGGCAGAAGCUCAGCCACAACGGUCCUAUUGGUCAGUUUGACUAUCAGAUCCGGGUCAGCUGUGACGAGCACUACUAUGGCUUCGGAUGUAACAAGUUCUGCCGACCCCGAGACGAGUUCUUCGGGCACUACACCUGCGACGACAACGGGAAUAAGACCUGUCUGGAGGGCUGGUCUGGACGAGAAUGUAACACACCUAUUUGUCGGCAGGGCUGCAGUACAGAACAUGGACACUGCAAAGAGCCAGGUGACUGCAAGUGUCUGUAUGGCUGGCAGGGGCAGUACUGUGACCAGUGUAAUCCUCACCCUGGCUGUGUCCAUGGAACCUGUGUUGAACCAUGGCAGUGUCUGUGUGAUACCAACUGGGGAGGACAUCUCUGUGACAAAGAUCUGAACUUCUGUGGGACCAAACAGCCCUGUCUGAACGGAGGAACCUGCAGCAACACGGGACCUGACAAAUACCAGUGUUCCUGUGUUGAGGGCUACUCUGGAGUCAACUGUGAGAGGGCAGAGCAUGCAUGUCUGUCUGAGCCCUGCUCUAAUGGAGGGAGCUGUGUUGAGACCAGUCUGGGUUAUGAGUGUGUCUGUCCCCCGGGCUGGAGUGGACCCUCGUGUAGCCUCAAUGUGGAUGAGUGCUCUCCUAACCCCUGUAACCACGGUGGGACCUGUCAGGAUCUGGUUCAUGCCUAUAAGUGUCUCUGUCCUCCUCAGUGGACCGGCAAGACCUGCCUCAUCGACGCCAACGAAUGCGACAGCAAGCCCUGUGUCAACGCCAACUCUUGCCGCAACCUGAUUGGUGGAUACUUCUGCGAGUGCGUUCCUGGUUGGACGGGACAGAAAUGUGACAUCAAUAUCAAUGACUGCAAGGACCAAUGCCAGCACGGAGGAACCUGCAGGGACCUGGUGAGCGGGUACCGCUGUGUGUGUCCUUCGGGUUACUCUGGAGACCACUGUGAGAGAGAUGUGGAUGAGUGUGCCGGCUCUCCCUGUCUGAACGGCGGGCGAUGCCAAGACCAGGUCAACGGAUUCACCUGCCUCUGUCUGCCAGGAUUCUCGGGACAAAUCUGUCAGUUGGACGUAGACUACUGCCUCGUCAACCCAUGUCAGAAUGGAGCCGCGUGUCUCAACCUGGCGGCUGGUCACCACUGUGCCUGUUCAGACGACUACGAGGGAAAAAACUGCUCUCACCUCAAAGACCACUGUCACACCAGCACGUGCAAAGUGAUUGACAGCUGCACGGUUGCCGUGGGAUCCAACAGUACCCCUGGAGGGGAGCGGUACAUCUCCUCCAACGUGUGUGGUCCUCACGGACGCUGUCGGAGCCAGGCUGGAGGACAGUUCAGCUGUGACUGUCAGGAGGGCUUCAGAGGCACAUACUGUCACGAGAAUAUUAAUGAUUGUGAGAGCAACCCGUGUGGUAACGGAGGAACCUGUAUAGAUAAAGUCAGUGUAUACCAGUGUAUCUGUGGAGACGGCUGGGAAGGGGCCCACUGCGAGACCAAUAUAGAUGACUGCAGCACUAGUCCAUGUCAUAAUGGAGGAACAUGUCGAGACCUAGUGACUGAUUUCUUCUGUGAGUGUAUGAACGGCUGGAAGGGGAAGACCUGCCACUCCCGUGAGAGUCAGUGUGACGAGGCUACCUGUAACAACGGAGGGACAUGCCAUGAUGAGGGAGACACCUUUCAGUGCAAGUGUUCCCCUGGAUGGGAGGGGGCUACCUGUAAUAUAGCUAAGAACAGCAGCUGUCUUCCUAACCCCUGUCAGUACGGAGGAACCUGUGUGACCAGUGGGGACUCCUUCACCUGCGUCUGCAAGGAGGGCUGGGAGGGAGACACCUGUAAACAGAAUACCAACGACUGCAGCCCACACCCAUGUUAUAACAGUGGGACCUGUGUGGAUGGUGAUAACUGGUAUCGAUGUGAAUGUGCUCCAGGCUUCGCUGGGCCAGACUGCAGAAUCAAUAUCAACGAGUGCCAGUCUUCUCCCUGUAUCUUUGGUUCCUGUAUUGAUGAGAUCAAUGGCUACCGCUGCCUGUGUCCCCAAGACAGAGCUGGACCACGCUGUCAGGAAGUGACUCAGAGGCCGUGCUCUGUGAACGGUCGUCUGACCGCUGAAGGAUCGAAGUGGGAUGAGGACUGCAACGCCUGUCAGUGUUUUAAUGGGAAGGUGGUGUGUACCAGGAUGUGGUGUGGUCCUAAGUCGUGCCGGGUCAGCGGUGGGGUCAAAAGUCGAGGCAGCGGAGGAGGCGGGGCCGGGUGUCGGUCUGGUCAGAGCUGUGUACCAAUCAGGGAGGAGCAGUGUUUUGUCCGGCCGUGUCUGAAUCUUGGGGAGUGCCACCCCUCCUCCCCACCAACCACCAAAUGUCACCCCAGCUCCGGUUACCACGACAACAGCUGCUCCAACAUCACGUUUACGUUCACCAAGGAGACCAUGCCCAGGGGUCUGAGUAUCGAGGCAGUGUGUAAGCAGCUGAGACAACUCUAUGUGCUGAAUAAUGUGUCCUCUGAGUAUUCUGUUUCCAUAACCUGUGACCCUUCAACCUCCGCCAGCAACGAGAUCCAUCUCAGCAUCUACACAGAGGACCACCUGAUGGACAGAUCCCCUAUAAAGGAGGUAACAGAAAGGCUCGUCGAUCUGGUGUCUCAACACCAUGGCAAUAACAGCAUCAUCACCGCCAUCGCCAAGGUCCGUGUGCAGCGGAGGCCUAGCGCCAGCCAGACGGACUACCUAGUACCCUUGCUGUCCUCUGUCUUCAUUCUCCUCUGGAUCCUGGCGUUGGUCUCGGUCUUCCUCUACUGCGUGCGUCGCCGUCGGAAACAUGGCAGUCACCAUGGCAACGGAGCCUUGUCGUCCGCGGCAACCGACGACAACACAACCAACAAUGUGCGUGAGCAGCUCAACCAGAUCAAGAACCCGAUCAACGAGAAACACGCCGGAGGCGGCGGCCAUCUUACAGCAUCGGUGGCCAUCAAGGACUACGAGGAUAAGAACUCGAUCAUCGCCAAGGUACGGACACACCACCCCCCGGAGGGGGAGGAGGACAACGAUAAAGAGAGACAUAUGGGGAAUAAAGGACGCUUUACGGUUCCAGCCAAGCAACCCGCCUACACACUGGUGGAGCGGGAAGACUGGGGCCUCAAUGGAGGCCUGGGGGCCAACGGGCCCAACGACGGGGACGCCAGCUCCAAACACUGGACUAAUAAACAGGACAACAGAGCCCUGGAGACGGCACACAGCAUGAACAGGAUGGACUACAUCGUAUAGCAGGAAGUGACAUUGGAGGCAGGAAAUAAAAGCUGUGUAAAGAAUUCUCCUUCCUGGACUUUAUGGUCACCCCGGCAGCGUGGUCCUUCUGACACGUUCUGUGGACAGUGUUGCCGUGCAACCAAACCCUUUGAUCAUGCUGAAGAGGACCAGAGGGUGUUCUGGGAUUUGUAGUUUUGUAGUUCCUAAACUGUUACGUCAUUAUUCUGUGACUACAAGGUUGGUUUGUUUUGGAUAUAAUGAAUGGUAUGUCAGAUGUGGUACCCUUCUCUAUUUAGUGCACUGCUUUUGACCAGAGCCCUAUGGGCCAAGUGUACGAUGUAGGGAGUAGGUUGCUGUUUUAGACGUUGCUCCUGAUAAUUUAACGCUAGCUGGCUACACUGGCAGAGAAGGUUGCUUUGUUUGGCAGGAUAAGAGGGUGUUGUGUUUUCACAAUUCAACACGACACUUAUUCCCUAUAUAACGCACUUCUUUUGAGUAGAGCCCUAUGGGCCCUGGUCUAAAGUAGUGCACUAUGUAGGGAAUAGGGGGCCAUUUCAGACACGCAUUGCUUUAAUGUAUUUCUCUCUCUCUAGUAGGUAUAAACUAGUUUUGUUUACCUUUUCAGUUUCAUAGCAAUGUCAUGAAAGUAAACCAAAAAUAAAUACAACUUUAGAAUUAUUUAUUCUUUGGGCGGGUGGGGUCGAUGUCAGCAGUUGCAAUAUGAAGAAUUUGUGUCUGUUUAGAAUGUGUAGAUAUGUACAUUUAUUUUUUAUUAAUCAUUGUGUAUAUUUGAUUUAUUAACUUAAAUAAUAAUCAAGAGCCUUAAGACAUCCUUUUUAUUUAUAUGUUCUGUCUCUAGAUGUAAGGUUUUGACAGCUUAGUUUCUUUUUUUUGAUAGUGAACAUGUUUUUCAUUUACAAAAUGCCCCAAAAAAAUGCUAUUUUUUUGUUGUUGCCUGAAAUAUUUUUGUUGUUGUUUUGUUUAUGAUUCUACAGCGUCCAUUGUUGCUUAGACUUUGCAGGCUAGAGGGGAAGAAGAAAUAAAAACAAAAUACAAAUAAAUGGUUGCUUUUGGGUUGUAAAACGAUUCAGAGAUUGAGUGUAGUGGCAGACAUUUUCCUUGUGAUUACUAAUUGAACAAAAAUCCUUUAGCAGCAUCUUAAGUCACUCAUAAUCACAUACUCAGAAAACAAGUAUAUCUGCCAAUCACGCAUAAAGUCAUAGCUAGACCCAGGACUUGUCCCACAUGGCACCCUAUUCCCUAUGGGCCCUGGUCAAAAGUAGUGCACUAUAAAGUGAAUGGGGUGCCAUUUGGGAUGUAACCCAAUCAUACUUGAAUGUUAGAGGGUCAACAGUCCCGGAUCGAUUUGUGCUAUCAGAUCCAUUGCAUGCAUGAACAAACCGAACAGGGCCUGUAAUUCAUACAUUCUUUCAGAAUAAGAGAGCUGAUCUUGGAUCAGGUCCUGCCUGUUCAUAUAAAUUGUAUUCAUUAUCUGAAAGGCCAAACUGAUCCUUAUACCAGCACUAUGAAUUGUGGGCCCUGGAACUCUCUACGAAGCAGCCACAAUUCGUUAGCUAAAUUUAUAAUAAAUGAACCACCCGAUGUAACUGUUUAUGUUAGUGUCUAUAUAUAUAUAUAUAUAUAUAUUUCUGUCAACUUCCACCCAGAUAAUGGUGUCUCAUCCUGUUAUUUGUAGCCAAAAAUUGGGAGAGAACAAACACCUCAAACGGACCGUUACAUUUUUUUUUUAAGCUUCCUGUUUCCUUAUUGUUGCGGUCGACUCACAUGAAUAUAUUUUAUGUCCGUUAUAUGCCCACACCAUUAAAACACGGAAAAGCUGCUUAACGUACUUAAUUAUUUUUUAGGAAGGAAAAAUGUCACUCAUUUGUAAUUAAUUAUACGUGAUAUUUCAUAAAUCCAGGAAACAGUGGACAAUGAGAAAAGAUAAUAUUUGUGUUGACCCAGUUGGACAACGUUCAAGUUCAUUUUUCAAGUAAGUUAUUUACAAAUAUUUAGUCAAUUUAGCUCAAGCAUUGACCUGCAUUGUGCUGCCGGAAGUUCUUUAGUUUCUGUUUCAACUAUAAAGACGGACAUGUUUUCUCUUUCUGAGACCAUGGCAACAUUAAUUUCCUGUCCUUUUUCCACCCUUGUGUUAUGAGAAUGUACUAUGUGUUGAUGUUGCAAUUCUGGCAAUAUUUUGAAAGUCAAUAUUUAUUAAAUAUUUUUUAUGAAAAGAGAAAUUAAAAACUGUCACCGUUCUGGA